Messenger RNA from Rasamsonia emersonii CBS 393.64, 1263 nucleotides. RefSeq names its product GTP cyclohydrolase II. The transcript has 2 exons. NCBI's taxonomy places the organism in Eukaryota, Fungi, Ascomycota, Eurotiomycetes, Eurotiales, Trichocomaceae. The coding region runs from base 1 to 1263 and encodes 420 amino acids. Gene Ontology annotation, biological process: riboflavin biosynthetic process. Gene Ontology annotation, molecular function: GTP cyclohydrolase II activity. The record is from RefSeq and is a predicted model, not a curated record.
AUGGCGGAGUUGCCGUCGCACGCUUCUCCGUACCUCGCGCCGCAACCCCUCCAUCCCAAUCGCCCUGGCGAAGGCUUCUCGCUCGAUACAAGCGUCGACUCUCGAUCGCCGGAGUCGGGAACAAGCCCUGUUUCGCACAACAAUGAGCACGAACACGACUCGACGCCGGCCCUCCCCGAAUCCAUCAUCUCCCCCACCUUCACCCCUCCCACGACGCCCGGAGGCACGUUGACCCUUCCCCAGAACGACAGGAUUCAUCAGCAGGACCUGAUAGACCACCGAGAGAAAGUUGGAUCGACCAAGGGGCCGAAACUGCUCGAACGCUUGCCCAAUGUCGAGUGUAUCGUGCGAGCCCGCAUCCCGACCACGACGGGCGCGGAGAUGUUCCUCCACCUCUAUAAGAACGAUGUGGACGACAAGGAGCACCUGGCCAUUGUCUUUGGGAACAACAUACGGUCCCGCAGUCUGGACCGCGUCCGCCCGGGCGAGACGGAGAUGGACCGCAUGAUCCGGGGCGCAUACGUGGGAAGGCUACAUCCCGGCCGAAUUCAUAGCCGGUAUGACAAUGACGAAUAUUAUAGGAGGUUGCAAUCGAAAGGGGAUUCAGGAGACCAGACAGACUCAGAAGAUUUGUCCCAACCUGGAGUCCAUCAGAACAAACCACGUCAGGCACCAUUGGUGAGGAUCCAUUCCGAGUGCUACACCGGUGAGACAGCAUGGUCAGCGCGGUGCGAUUGCGGCGAGCAGCUGGACGAGGCGGCACGGUUGAUGUCGACGCCUCCGGAGUUGCUAUCAGAGGGCGAUGAGAUUGAUAACGCCGCUGCUGGAGGGGCAGUCUCCUCCCCUAGCCAGAAGUCCGAAUCGCCGGGCGGAGUGAUCAUCUACCUGCGACAGGAAGGCCGGGGCAUUGGCCUGGGAGAGAAGCUGAAGGCCUACAAUCUGCAAGACCUGGGGUCGGACACGGUGGAGGCCAAUCUCCUCCUGCGACACCCGGCCGACGCGCGGAGCUAUGGUCUGGCGACGGCAAUGCUAGUCGACCUGGGCCUCGGGGCGGAUUCGUAUCCAGAGGGCAUCCGGCUGCUGACCAACAACCCGGACAAGAUUCGGGCGGUGGAGGGGCCGAAUCGGGAGGUCAUUGUCAAGGAACGAGUGCCGAUGAUCCCGCUGGCAUGGAGGACCGGUGGGAAGCGAGGGAUCCGGAGUGCCGAGAUCGAGGGGUAUUUACGAACGAAGAUUGGAAAGAUGGGCCAUAUGAUUCAUUAG